Molecule: messenger RNA, 14758 nt
Organism: Ochotona princeps (American pika)
Lineage: Eukaryota; Metazoa; Chordata; Mammalia; Lagomorpha; Ochotonidae
Gene: ANK2
Product: ankyrin 2
Exons: 50
Coding region: 228-12644 (4138 amino acids)
Biological process (GO): signal transduction; protein localization to T-tubule; regulation of cardiac muscle contraction
Cellular component (GO): T-tubule
Molecular function (GO): protein binding
Source: RefSeq, a predicted model, not a curated record
GAAAUGGCCACUGAGUGCAGCUUGCAGUUGCCGGGUUUUGAGUUCUCUCUGACACCAACCAGCCAGCCAGCAGAUGGGGAGGACUGGUAAGGGGCGUGGAGGGGGACUCAGCAGAGGCACCAAGGAUCUUCUGGAUGAAUUGUCCACAUUAGUGUGCCCCUGGGGGCUCCCGCCGGAGCGCAGAGGGCAAGGACGGGCCCACGGACUGCAGGUACCAGAGAACUGAGAUGGGAAAUGCAGCUGUCUGUUCGUCUUGCCAUGCAGAUAAGAGUGUGAGGGCACAAGGAAACAGGCAGGAAUUGGAUAAAGCUCCAGACUACUAUGGCUAUAGCAGUGAAGACGUCAAAGAGCCUGGAGUGCGGUCUGACAGCAAUGCAAGCUUCCUACGUGCUGCCAGAGCCGGCAACCUGGACAAAGUAGUGGAAUAUUUGAAGGGGGGCAUAGACAUCAACACCUGCAAUCAGAAUGGACUCAAUGCUCUCCAUCUGGCUGCCAAGGAAGGCCAUGUGGGGCUGGUUCAGGAGUUGCUGGGAAGAGGCUCUGCUGUGGAUUCUGCCACUAAGAAGGGAAACACUGCCCUUCACAUCGCAUCUUUGGCUGGACAAGCGGAAGUCGUGAAGGUUCUUGUUAAGGAAGGAGCCAAUAUCAAUGCCCAGUCUCAGAAUGGCUUUACUCCUUUAUAUAUGGCUGCCCAAGAGAACCACAUUGAUGUUGUAAAGUAUUUGCUGGAAAAUGGAGCUAAUCAGAGCACUGCUACAGAGGAUGGCUUUACUCCUCUCGCUGUGGCACUCCAGCAAGGACAUAACCAGGCGGUGGCCAUUCUAUUGGAGAAUGACACCAAGGGCAAAGUCAGACUGCCAGCCCUGCAUAUUGCCGCGAGGAAAGACGACACCAAAUCUGCCGCACUCCUGCUCCAGAACGAUCACAAUGCUGACGUACAAUCCAAGAUGAUGGUGAAUAGGACAACCGAGAGUGGUUUUACCCCUUUGCACAUAGCUGCACACUAUGGCAAUGUCAAUGUGGCAACUCUGCUUCUAAACCGAGGAGCUGCUGUGGACUUCACCGCCAGGAAUGGAAUCACUCCUCUGCACGUGGCUUCCAAGAGGGGAAACACAAACAUGGUGAAGCUCCUGUUGGACCGAGGUGGUCAGAUUGAUGCCAAAACUAGAGAUGGGUUGACACCACUUCAUUGUGCUGCACGGAGUGGGCAUGACCAAGUGGUGGAACUCCUGUUGGAACGAGGUGCUCCCUUGCUGGCAAGGACGAAGAAUGGACUGUCUCCACUUCAUAUGGCUGCACAGGGAGACCACGUGGAGUGUGUGAAGCACUUGUUGCAACACAAGGCACCAGUGGAUGACGUCACCCUAGACUACCUGACAGCCCUCCAUGUUGCUGCACAUUGUGGCCACUACCGUGUAACCAAACUCCUUCUGGACAAGAGAGCCAAUCCUAACGCCAGAGCCCUGAAUGGUUUUACUCCACUGCACAUUGCCUGCAAGAAAAACCGCAUCAAAGUCAUGGAACUGCUGGUGAAAUAUGGGGCUUCAAUCCAAGCUAUAACAGAGUCUGGCCUCACACCAAUACAUGUGGCUGCCUUCAUGGGCCACUUGAACAUUGUCCUCCUUCUGCUGCAGAACGGAGCCUCUCCAGAUGUCACUAACAUUCGCGGGGAGACAGCAUUGCACAUGGCAGCCCGGGCAGGCCAGGUGGAAGUGGUCCGAUGCCUACUGAGAAAUGGUGCCCUUGUUGAUGCCAGAGCCAGGGAGGAACAGACACCUUUGCAUAUUGCUUCCCGCCUGGGUAAGACAGAAAUUGUCCAGUUGCUUCUACAACAUAUGGCUCAUCCUGACGCAGCCACUACAAAUGGGUACACACCGCUGCACAUCUCUGCCAGAGAAGGCCAAGUUGAUGUGGCAUCAGUCCUCUUGGAGGCAGGAGCAGCUCACUCCUUGGCUACCAAGAAAGGCUUUACUCCCCUUCAUGUAGCAGCCAAGUAUGGAAGCCUGGAUGUGGCAAAACUUCUCUUGCAACGCCGCGCCGCCGCAGACUCUGCAGGAAAGAAUGGCCUUACCCCACUCCAUGUUGCUGCUCAUUAUGACAACCAGAAGGUGGCGCUGCUGUUACUGGAGAAGGGUGCUUCCCCUCAUGCCACUGCCAAGAAUGGCUAUACUCCUUUACAUAUUGCUGCCAAGAAGAAUCAAAUGCAAAUAGCGUCCACACUCCUGAACUAUGGAGCAGAGACUAACAUUGUGACAAAGCAAGGAGUCACUCCACUCCACCUGGCCUCGCAGGAGGGGCACACAGAUAUGGUCACCUUGCUUCUGAAUAAGGGAGCCAAUAUUCAUAUGUCAACCAAGAGUGGACUCACCUCCUUACACCUCGCAGCCCAGGAAGAUAAAGUGAAUGUUGCUGAAAUUCUCACCAAGCAAGGGGCUGACAAGGAUGCUCAUACAAAGCUUGGUUACACUCCUUUAAUUGUGGCCUGUCACUAUGGAAAUGUGAAAAUGGUCAACUUUCUUCUGAAGCAAGGAGCAAAUGUUAAUGCAAAAACAAAGAAUGGCUACACGCCUCUGCACCAGGCCGCCCAGCAGGGCCACACGCACAUCAUCAACGUCCUGCUCCAGCACGGGGCCAAACCCAACGCUACCACUGCGAAUGGUAACACCGCCUUGGCCAUUGCGAAGCGGCUGGGCUACAUCUCUGUGGUCGACACCCUGAAGGUUGUGACAGAGGAGAUCACCACCACCACCACGACUAUCACAGAGAAACACAAGCUGAAUGUUCCCGAGACAAUGACUGAGGUUCUUGAUGUUUCUGAUGAAGAGGCUUUAAAACAGUUUGGUGACAACUUUAUUGAUGGGGAAGCACUUAGUGACUCAGGUGAUGAUACAAUGACAGGCGAUGGGGGAGAGUACCUCAGGCCUGAGGACUUGAAGGAGCUGGGUGAUGACUCACUGCCCAGCAGUCAGUUCCUGGAUGGCAUGAACUACCUGCGGUACAGUCUGGAGGGAGGACGGUCUGACAGCCUUCGAUCCUUCAGUUCCGACAGGUCUCACACUCUGAGCCAUGCUUCCUACCUGAGGGACAGUGCCAUGAUUGAUGACACAGUUGUGAUUCCGAGUCACCAGGUGUCAACUCUAGCCAAGGAGGCAGAAAGGAAUUCUUAUCGUCUAAGCUGGGGCACUGAGAACCUAGACAACGUGGCUCUUUCUUCCAGCCCUAUUCAUUCAGGCCGCACCUCUCCAUGUCUUGAUCGUGACAACAGCAGUUUCCUGGUUAGUUUUAUGGUGGAUGCCCGAGGUGGUGCUAUGCGAGGAUGUAGACACAAUGGGCUCCGAAUCAUUAUCCCACCUCGGAAAUGUACCGCUCCAACCCGUGUCACCUGUCGACUGGUCAAGCGCCAUAGACUGGCGACAAUGCCCCCGAUGGUGGAAGGAGAAGGCCUGGCCAGUCGCCUGAUCGAAGUCGGACCUUCUGGUGCUCAGUUCCUUGGGCCUGUGAUCGUGGAGAUUCCUCACUUUGCGGCCCUGCGAGGAAAGGAAAGGGAGCUGGUGGUCCUGCGCAGUGAGAAUGGUGACAGCUGGAAAGAGCAUUUCUGUGACUACACCGAAGAUGAACUCAACGAAAUCCUUAAUGGCAUGGACGAAGUGCUAGAUAGCCCCGAAGACCUGGAAAAGAAGCGAAUCUGCCGCAUCAUAACCCGUGACUUCCCACAGUACUUUGCCGUGGUCUCCCGCAUCAAGCAAGACAGCAAUCUGAUUGGUCCCGAAGGAGGCGUGCUGAGCAGCACGGUGGUGCCCCAGGUGCAGGCCGUCUUCCCAGAGGGGGCACUAACCAAACGGAUCCGUGUAGGCCUGCAGGCUCAACCUAUGCACUCUGAACUGGUUAAAAAGAUACUAGGUAACAAAGCUACCUUCAGCCCUAUCGUCACUUUGGAACCCAGAAGAAGAAAAUUCCACAAGCCAAUUACAAUGACCAUUCCUGUCCCCAAAGCUUCAAGUGAUGUCAUGCUGAAUGGUUUUGGGGGAGAUGCACCAACCUUAAGAUUACUAUGCAGCAUAACAGGUGGAACCACCCCUGCUCAGUGGGAAGAUAUUACAGGAACUACGCCAUUAACAUUUGUCAAUGAAUGUGUUUCCUUUACAACCAAUGUGUCUGCCAGAUUCUGGCUCAUAGACUGUCGUCAGAUUCAAGAAUCUGUUGCCUUUGCUUCACAAGUGUAUAGAGAAAUUAUCUGUGUACCUUAUAUGGCCAAAUUUGUAGUGUUUGCCAAAUCACAUGACCCCAUUGAAGCCAGGUUGAGAUGCUUCUGCAUGACUGAUGACAAAGUGGACAAGACCCUCGAACAACAAGAAAACUUUGCUGAGGUUGCCAGAAGCAGGGAUGUGGAGGUAUUAGAAGGAAAACCCAUAUAUGUGGAUUGUUUUGGCAACCUGGUGCCAUUAACCAAGAGUGGCCAACAUCAUAUAUUCAGUUUUUUUGCUUUCAAAGAAAACAGACUUCCUCUCUUUGUCAAGGUACGUGAUACAACUCAGGAACCUUGUGGACGACUGUCAUUUAUGAAGGAGCCCAAAUCUACAAGAGGCCUGGUGCAUCAAGCUAUUUGCAACCUAAACAUCACCCUGCCAGUUUAUACAAAGGAAUCAGAGUCAGAUCAAGAACAGGAGGAAGAGAUCGAUAUGACAUCAGAAAAAAAUGAUGAGACAGAAUCUACAGAAACAUCUGUCCUGAAAAGUCACCUGGUUAAUGAAGUUCCUGUCCUAGCAAGUCCGGACUUGCUCUCUGAAGUUUCUGAGAUGAAACAAGAUUUGAUCAAAAUGACUGCCAUCUUGACCACAGAUGUGUCUGAUAAGGCAGGUUCUAUUAAAGUGAAGGAGCUGGCGAAAGCUGCCGAGGAAGAGCCAGGAGAGCCUUUUGAGAUUGUGGAAAGAGUGAAAGAGGACUUAGAGAAGGUGAAUGCGAUCCUGAGAAGCGGAACCUGCACAAGGGACGAAAGCCACAUGCAGGGCUCUCAGUUUGAGAGAGAGUUAGUGGAGGAGGAUUGGGUUAUUGUUAGUGCUGAGGAAAUACAAGAGGCUAAGCAAAAAGCACCUGUAGAGAUCACUGAAUACCCGUGUGUAGAAGUUAGAUUAGAGAAGGAACCCAAAGUCAAAACUGAGAAAGACCCAACUGGGCUAGUGAAGUACCUAACAGAGGAUCUCAAUUCCUAUGAGUCUCCACACAAGGAGACCCCUCAGAUACAGACCACUCAGGACACUUCCGGGGAGCAAAAGGAGGCUCCCUGUACUACCAGGGCCUCGGCAAGUAGAGGGAAGGAUGCACCCUCCGAAGAGAUACAAGCCACACAGAAGCAGCAUAAGCCAAGCUUGGGCAUCAAAAAGCCUGUGAGACGGAAAUUAAAAGAGAAGGAGAAGCAGAAGCAGAAAGAAGAGGGUUUGCCAGACAAAGCUACAGACAAAACUGAACUGAAAAAAGGCAGCUCAGAGGAGUCAUUAGACGAAGACCCAGGUCUGGCCCCUGAGCCUCUUCCUACUGAGAAGGCCACAUCUCCGUUGAUUGAAGAAACUCCCAUUGGUUCCAUAAAGGACAAAGUAAAAGCCCUUCAGAAGCGCGUGGAAGAUGAGCAGAAAGGUCGGAGCAAGUUGCCCAUCAGGGUCAAAGGCAAGGAGGACUUGCCAAAGAAGACCACCCCCAGGACGCACCCCACUGUGUCACCUUCCCUCAAAUCAGAGAGGCACCCCCAGGCAUCCCCUUCCUCUAAAACGGAGAGACACUCUUCUCUUUCCUCCUCUGCAAAACCAGAACGGCACACUCCACUGUCACCAUCAAAUAAAACCGAGAAACACUCACCUGUGUCCCCGUCCCCCAAGACGGAAAGACACUCGCCAGUGUCAUCAUCAGGUAAAACCGAGAAGCACUCACCUGUAUCACCCUCAACCAAGACAGAAAGGCACUCCCCUGUGUCAUCUGCAAAACCAGAAAGACACACACCUGUGUCCCCCGCAGGCAAAGCAGACAAACGUCCACCUGUCUUGUCCUCUGGGAGGACAGAGAAACAUCCACCUGUGUCACCUGGAAGAACAGAAAAACGUCUACCCGUCUCACCCUCGGGAAGAACAGAAAAGCAUCCAACGACUGGGAAAACUGAGAAGCACCUGCCCGUCUCACCUGGAAAAACAGAGAAGCAACCACCUGUAUCUCCCACCUCCAAAACAGAAAGAAUCGAAGAAACCAUGUCUGUCCGGGAGCUGAUGAAGGCCUUCCAGUCUGGUCAGGACCCAUCAAAACAUAAAACUGGACUCUUUGAGCACAAAGUGGCCAAACAGAAGCAACCACAAGAGAAAGGGAAAAACCGGGUCGAGAAAGAAAAGGGGCAUACAACAAACACACGAGAAUUGCAGAAAACGGAGAGUCAGACAAUCAAACGUGGCCAGAGAUUUCUGGUAAUUGGAACUUCGGAACCCAAAAGGGGAAUCCGGGCCUCCACCAUAGGAUUCAAGAAAGAAGAUGCGGUGGGAGAAAAGGAGAAAGCGCUUGGGCCCAAAACAGAUGAAGUUGUGCAGUCAACACCAGAAGAAGAAAGCCACAGAGACAGCGACAUCCCCAAAGAAAAGAUGGCAGAUGAACAGGGUGACCUGGAUCUCCAGAUCAGCCCAGACAGGAAAACAUCCACCGACUUCUCUGAUGUCAUUAAGCAAGAGCUGGAAAACAAUGACAAAUACCAAGAAUUCUGCCUAAGUGCAGAAACCACUGAAAAGGUCCAACUGCACUUAGACCAAGUGCUCACCAGUCCUUUUAACACUACAUUUCCAUUAGAUUACAUGAAAGAUGAAUUCCUCCCUGCUCUUUCUUUACAGAGCAGUGCUUUGCCUGGCAGUUCUGAAAGCUUGAAACAUGAAGGAAUUGUGGGCUCUCCUUGUGGCAGCCUCAUGGAGGGUACCCCACAGAUCAGUUCAGAGGAAAGCUAUAAGCAUGAGGGCCUAGCAGAGACCCCAGAGACCAGCCCAGAAAGCCUUUCUUUCUCACCAAAGAGAAGUGAGGAGCAGAUUGGGGAACCAAAGGAAACCACCCAGUUAGAAACACCAACAGAAAUUCAUUCAGAAAAAGAACAUCCCACCACCAAAGACAUGACGGUUGAUCCUGAAGGGCCAAAUUCCAUGGUUGCUGAGAGCUCAGGGCCCUCUCCCGAAUAUUUGCGGGAGACAGCCACCCUAGACCCUUCUACAGAUACAUGUUCCAAACCAGAAAAUGAUUACCCUGGAAGUUCUAGUGUGACAAUAGCCAGUCAAAUACCCAAGUCAUCCCAUGAUGCAAAUCAACUUACAUGUGGGGAUUCAGCCCACCACAAGACACAAACUGACAUUGAGACUCAGGAGUCCUCAACACCCUGCAAUGAGAGGAAGGCCCCACCUGAUGCUUCUGCAAAGGCAGACACAGAAACUGAAUCCAAGCCCCCAGGAGUCAUUAGAAGUCCCCAAGGGUUAGAACUUCCACUUCCCAGCCGUGAUAGUGAGGUGCUCAGUCCCAUGGCUGACGAAUCAUUAGUAGUGAGCCACAAAGACUCUCUGGAAGCCAGUCCUGUGCUAGAGGAUAACUCAUCACACAAAACUCCAGAUUCUCUAGAACCGAGUCCUUUGAAAGAAUCUCCGUGCCGUGACUCUCUGGAAAGCAGCCCUGUUGAACCAAAGAUGAAGGCUGGGGUCCUCCCAAGUCACUUUCCUCUGCCUGCAGCUGUGGCCAAAACAGAACUCUUAUCAGAGGUGGCUUCCAUGAGGUCCCGGCUGCUCCGCGACCCUGAUGGCAGUGCUGAGGACGACAGCCUUGAGCAGACAUCGCUCAUGGAGAGCUCUGGGAAGAGUCCUCUCUCACCUGACACCCCCAGCUCUGAGGAAGUGAGCUAUGAGGUCACACCCAAAACCACAGAAACAAGCACACCUAAACCAGCUGUGAUUCAUGAAUGUUCAGAGGAGGAUGACUCUGAAAAUGGCGAGAAAAAGAGGUUCACGCCUGAAGAGGAGAUGUUUAAAAUGGUAACCAAAAUUAAAAUGUUUGAUGAACUUGAACAAGAAGCAAAGCAGAAGAGGGACUGCAGAAAAGAAACCAAGCAAGAAGAAUCUCCUUCAGCCUCAGACCCAGAUGCUGACUGUUCAGCAGAUGGAAAUGAACCAAAAUACGUAGACAGUGUGGAUGGCAAAAGUGAUGUCCCUUUGUUAGUGACUUCAGAGAGCAGAAAGAUUUCUUCCUCCUCAGAAAGUGAGCCUGAAUUGACACAGCUUGAGAAAGGUGCUGACUCAGGGCUUUUACAGGAACCAGUUAUUCGAGUGCAACCUCCUUCCCCACUUCCAUCCAGCAUAGACUCCAGCUCAAGUCCAGAAGAAAUACAGUUCCAGCCUAUUGCUGCCAAACAAUAUACUUUCAAGAUGAAUGAUGAUACUCAGGAAGAGUCACAUACAUCAGAAAAAGAAAAGGAUUGUGAAGCCCAUUUAGCCAAAGACAAUCACAAGAUUUCCACCAUUGACACAGAUAGGCCUGAUGAUGAUCUUAACAGAGUUGCUGAUCAGCCAAAAAUCUGUGAUGGCCAUGGAUGUGAGGCUGUGAGUCCUAGCAGCUCAGGCACUCCUGCCUCUUCAGCUCUCCAGAGUGUAACUAGUGCGGAUGUUGAGGAACAGCUGGCCCUCCAGAAGGAAGCAUUAGCUCUCUCUGACACUGACAAGAAAGACACAGGAGAGAAAGAAGUAGAGGCAUCUGUGGUGGACUCUUCACGGGCAGACUGCCCUAGGGAAAGCUCUCCGUCUUUGUCCUCUUUGCCUCAAUGUCUAGGAUCUGAAGGAAAAGACUGUGGUGUAGACCUGUCAUCCACAUCUUCCACUACAAAAGAGGAGGUCAUAAAAACAGAUCAGGCUUUUCAAAGCCUAUCAAAAGACUGUUCCGCUCUAGACUCAUCUAUGGCAAUGCAGACAGAGGGAUUUUCCAUGAAUAGUCCCAUGUCUGACCUGGCUGAGACCGAUGAAACCUACGAUCCUCAAGUCAUAAGCCCUUAUGAAAAUGUUCCCCCCCAAUCUUUUUUCUCCAACGAUGAAAGCAAACUGCAAAUGCAAUCAAGUCAUACUACAAGCUCUCACUCUUCUGAAGUAUAUUCUGUUACCAUCACAUCCUCUAUUAAUGAGGUCACGGUGGAAAGCACCUGCACUAGAACUGUUUCUGGCCAAGAAUCUAAUAAUGAGAGCCAGAAGAUAGAGAUGGAAUCCAAGCAAGACAGCACCAUGUGGGAAAUGCAAUCAGAGACAACUUUAUCGUCUUCAGAGCCUUCUGUGCUAAAUGCAACAGUCAUCAGUGGUGAAAAAAUAAGCCAAGUCAUCAUCACAAAAACGGAUGUGGAUUCUGAUUCCUGGAGUGAAAUUCGAGAAGACGAUGAAGCCUUUGAGGCACGAGUGAAAGAGGAAGAACAGAAGAUAUUUGGUUUGAUGGUAGACAGACAGUCACAGGGUACCACCCCUGACACCACUCCUGCAAGGACUCCAACUGAAGAAGGGACCCCAACAAGUGAACAAAAUCCAUUUCUAUUUCAGGAAGGAAAAUUGUUUGAGAUGACUCGAAGUGGUGCCAUUGAUAUGACCAAACGCUCCUAUGCAGAUGAAAGUUUCCACUUUUUCCAAAUUGGCCAAGAAUCCGGGGAAGAGGUGCUCUCUGAAGACGUGAAAAUAGGGGCUGCUGCAGUUGGGCCCUCACAAGUAGAGAUAACAGCUGAGUCACCAGCACUUUCAGAAUCAAAAGAAAUGGGGGAUGAUGAAGCAGACUUAGUUCCAGAUGAUCUGAGUGAGGAAUCAGAGGACACACCUGCCUCAGAUACUCAACUCAGCUCCCAAGUGGGCAUUUCAGCUUCCACUGAAAUGUCCAGAGAAGAGGACAUUUCUACAGGGACCAAGGACCUCCCUGCCAUGCAAAUGGAGACUGCGCUUCCUGUGUCAUCUUGCCCUGACGCCCCUGAACCAGGUGCUCAGGUUCAGUUAGAUUUCUCCACUGUUAUCAGGUCUGUACAUUCAGGCCGAGAUGAUGAUUCUCCCGAUUCUUCCCCAGAGGAACAGAAAUCAGUGAUUGAAAUCCCUACUGCUUCAAUGGAGAAUGUGCCUUCUGCUGAAAGCAAAUCCAAAAUUCCUGUCAGGACUAUACCCACCUCAAUCCCAGCCCUGCCCUCUGCAGAGAAUGAGAAUUCACUCUCUGAAGAGUUUCUGUCCAGUCUGGAUGAAGAAAAUAAGGAGGAUGAAAUAAAACCAAAGUCCAAAAUCCCCAUCAAAGCAUCUGUCCAAAGAGCAGAGCAGCAGCUCUCGCAACCAGACUUGACUCUGCAGAAGACAGAAGACUCAGCAGCUUCUCAGGGACAGGACACAGCGAGGAAAACUCCAGUUGAUGGAAGCAAAUCUGAAUCUGAUGAUAGCCCUUUGGACUCUAACACCAGAUGCCCAGUAAAACACACAGGUGACACUGAGACAGAGGUAGAGACCAGAGAGAGAGCAGAGGAGCUUGAGUCAGAAGAAGGGGGCACGACACCAAAGAUAUUUUCAUCCCGAUUGCCAGUUAAGAAUAGAAGUAGCACAUCCUCCAGCAGUGGGGGCUUGAGCCCCACUAAAGAAAGUAGGGAGCAUUUCUUUGACCUGUACAGAAACUCCAUCGAAUUCUUUGAGGAGAUUAGUGAUGAGGCUUCCAAGUUAGUGGAUAGACUUACUCAGUCAGAAAGAGAGCAGGAAGUAGUUUCAGAUGAUGAAAGUAGUAGCGCCCUGGAAGUUUCAGUAAUUGAAAAUCUGCCACCUGUUGAGACCGAGAACUCAGUUCCUGAGGACAUCUUUGACACAAGGCCCAUUUGGGAUGAGUCCAUUGAGACUCUGAUUGAACGCAUCCCUGAUGAAAAUGGCCAUGACCAUGCUGAAGAUCCACAGGAUGAGCAGGAACGGAUCGAGGAAAGGCUGGCUUAUAUUGCUGAUCACCUUGGCUUCAGCUGGACAGAAUUAGCAAGAGAGUUGGAUUUCACUGAAGAACAAAUUCAUCAAAUUCGAAUUGAGAACCCCAACUCCCUUCAAGACCAGAGUCAUGCACUUCUGAAGUACUGGCUAGAAAGGGAUGGGAAGCAUGCUACAGACACCAUCCUCAUUGAAUGUCUUACUAAGAUCAACCGAAUGGAUAUUGUUCAUCUCAUGGAGACCAGCACAGAACAUCUACAGGAGCGCAUCACUCAUAGCUAUGCAGAAAUUGAACAGACCAUUACGCUGGAUCAUAGUGAAGGGUUCUCAGUCCUCCAGGAGGAACUCUGUACAGCACAGCACAAGCAGAAGGAGGAACAAGCUGUGUCUAAAGAGAGCGAGUCCUGUGACCAGCCUCCUAUCGUCUCAGAGGAAGACAUCUCUGUUGGCUAUUCGACUCUUCAGGAUUGCAUCCCCAGAACAGAGGGGGACACAGCACUCUCCCCUCAAACUCAAAAGGAGCAACUUCACCAGGAUUUCUCGGGAAAAACGCAAGACCUGCCUGAGGAGUCAUCUCUUGAAUAUCAGCAGGAAUACUUUGUGACCACCCCGGGAACAGAAGUGUCUGAGUCUCAACCAGCUGCAGCCAUCCUUAGCUCUCCCGGGAAGACUCCAGAGGAAAUUGGUACCCCAGCGGAGGAUGAUAGACCAUACCUCCAGACGCCAACGCCCAGUGAGCAGGGAGGCUCACCCAUUGUACAAGAACCUGACGAACCACCACAGCCCAGCGGGAAGAGCUCUCCACGCAAGAACAGCCUGGUGAUCCUGGAGUCAGUUGAUGAGCAGCCACAGACAGUGGGGACACUUGAUGCAGACACCUUUCAAAAGGAGCUAACAGAGGAAUUAGGGGAGCUGGAGGUCAGCUCAGACGAGGAGGCGACAAUAACCACCAGGGUUGUCCGUCGGCGAGUGAUUAUUCAGGGAGAUGACAUGCCUGACCUCCCCCCAGAAACCGUCACUGAAGAAGAAUACAUUGAUGAGCAUGGACACACUGUGGUGAAGAAGGUGACUAGGAAAAUCAUCCGGCGGUAUGUGUCCUCUGAUGGCACAGAGAAAGAAGAAAUCACAGUGCAGGGAGUGCCACAGGAGCCUGUCGACAUCACCGAGGAGGACGCCUACUCCAAAGUUAUAAAGCGGGUCAUCCUGAAGAGUGAUAUCCAACAGUCAGAGGUCACUUUGUCUGAACCCAGCAUUUUGUCCAGUACCUCCCAAUUUGAGGUUGAACCAGUGGAAGGCCGUAGAGUCAGCAAAGUUGUUAAAACAACUAUGGUGCAUGGAGAGAGAAUGGAGAAACAUCUUGGGGAUUCUAAUUUAGUCACUGAUCUUCCUUCAGCCAAAGAUGACUUUGAAGAGGCUUUGAGUUAUGCAGGUAGCACAAUGAAAGUCCACUUUCCCAGUUUAGUAGAGAAUGAAAUCCUGAAAGAGGAUGGAUCAGUCAUUAAAAGGACAACGCUGAGUAAAGCCAGAACACAGAAGAGGGCUGUGGUGAAGGACCAGCAUGGAAAACACAUUGACUUGGAGCACCUGGAGGAUGUGCCAGAAGCACUAGACCAGGACGACCUCCAGCACGAUCUCCAGCAACUUCUCCGGCACUUCUGCAAGGAGGACUUGAAGCAAGAGGCCAAAUGAGGAGCUAACCAAUUCUCCCACCAGAAACCUUGUGUUCACUCAAUAUGCAAUUUCCCAUUUCUGCACGGGAGUGAUGUAACUGACCUAACCUACUGGGAUAUCCUGGCAUUUCCACUGUUAGCAAAUAUACUGCAUUCUAUUUUCAUUUCUUCCCUACCCCACCCCCAUCCUCUUUAAUGAAAAGCUAAUUUGUGACCAAAGAUAGCAUCCUUCAUUUUGGAUGCUGUAUCCACUACUUAGUUAUAUCUGUACUAACCUGGGGAUCGGCCACCUCCAAUGUUCUUUGCUUCUGCGCAAGCUCCAUGAAAAUCCAUUGAUCGGAAGAACUUCACCUGCAGACCUCUUCAAGUGACAAUUUAUAGGAACCCUGCAGAGGGAUUUCCAUGUACAAUGUAUAUAGCUGAAAUGCUCAGAUGAACAACAUAUUAAAGUUAAAACCACUGCCUAUCAUGACUACAUCGGGCAUCAUGGAAUAAAAGGCCCCUAGAAAUUGAUGAACAAUGGUUAAUAAGAUAUUGCUAACACAAUCGAAUGACAAUGCUGUCCUACUACGCAAGAAGCACUUCAGACCCGUUGUGACCUUAGAACUUCCAGAGUAACCAUUGCUCCCAGUUAAAGAUGGGUUAAUAGCCUUGAAGAACCGUCUUCAUGGAGAAGUUUGUGCUGGUGCUGGCCAGACAUGAUGUGUGAUUCUCCAACAGCCACUCACAGGGAGGGGAGGAAGGGAGCAGGAGUGAAGCAAUGAUGUAUCCAGGAGCUGGCAACUACAUGCUGUGGCUUCCUAGCAUCUUCAGGUCUCUUAAAUCUUGGACACAUUGGCAGGGUAUUUUACAAGCUAUAACUACUGUAGUUUUCCAGUUUCCAUUGCUGCUUUAGCAAACCAUGCUGUCUUACUAGUGGCAUUCUCUUCUGGCCACUGCACUGUAGAUAAUUCAUUGGAAACAAGACUUGCCCACUACUCAAAAGGUUAAAGCCCUUCACCAUGUUGGAGUGGUUUCUUUUUUCUUUUUUCCAGGUUUAUAUCUUCUCUACUACCUGCAUGUGGCAUUCAAAAAUCAAAUCCAUGGUCCAAACGCUCAUCUAAUCACGUUCAUAGUUUUCAUUCUUUUUACCCUGAGUGAACACUUCACUGUCCAGCUAGAUCUGUUUUUCAGCUUGUCGAUGAGAUUGAGAAAUCUUUGAGAAUUUGGUUUUGGUUAAAAUUUGGGAUUUAUUUUUUUUAAAUCCAUACUCCCUUGGAAAUUCUGAAGUGCAUUCAUGCACUUUUGUGUUUGUUUGUUUUAAGAAAGGGACUAUAACAAUCCUAGUGACCCCAAUGUCCUAGUCCAUAUCCUUCUAGUGGUUGAGGCUGUGUAGCAUUUUAACAUACAUAUAUAUAUAUACACACAUAUAUAUUCACAAAUAUAUUCAGAAAUGGCAUACAUUUUCAAUCAGUUAUCUGUUAAAGAAAGUAUAUUCAAAGAAGAUGAAACUUUAAAAAAGAAAAAAAGAAUCAACCUUCCAGGAAUUGAACAUUUUCCAAUUCUGUCUGGUCUUUUCCUGUUGUGCAAAAAUGACUCAUCGCUCCAAAUGUCAAAAACAAAUGUGGCAAACAAUGGCACUUCAUCAUUUAAAAUAACAUUGCCAAGAGAGAAAAUUUCCUAAGAGGGAGGUUUCCCAUAAACCAAAUCUCCUAAGUCUCAAAUGCUAGUGCUUUUUGGCAGUUGGGUAGGAAAUAAAGCAUUCUUUGGCAGCCAAGAUGAAAGAGGCCCAGGGUGAAACUUUUUGAGACACACCAGGGCCUUCUUGUCAAACUUUCACUGGAGCUCAAGAAAAGCAUUUCUGUUGUGCUGUUUGCAGUGCAGAUGAUGUCUGUGUAACAACAUAAUGGUUAGUCACCUUUUCGAUUUUGAUUUCUUUUUGCUGUGUUAUCAAAAAAAAAACUUGAAUACUGUGAGAAGAAGUGAAUUUUUCAGUUGACGAAUCAGCAUCUUGUUCCCAUGGUGAUAACACUAAUUGAAUAUAUCUAUGAGGGCAUGUAUUAGUUAAUGGAAAAACUACAACACUAACAAUACAUAGCUGCAACGUGUACAAUGGCUGAUUUAAUUCAAUAAAAUGUACAAGUGUUAAAUGUG